GCAAGCUUGUAAAUUGACUAAAAUGGCGCUGGAUGACUCGAGCGAAGUAUCAAAGGUCAUUAAUUCAAUGUAGAUAAGUAAUUUUUUAUAUCAGAGCAAGAACAUUGUUUCUAAUCCAUCUACCUUGCAUUUCCGUCGCCUUUCACUUAUGAAUUUGUGACGCAGUUUUUGUUUAACAUUCUACUACAUUCUGAUGGAAGAAAUGAAUGCCCACUAUGGAGGUGGUAGAACUAUUCAAUAAAUGUAAUGAAAGUCUAGGUUCUUAUUUAUUUUCAAGAUGGAUUGGCCAGUUAAUUGCAGAAUACCAAAUAUCAAAAACUCUGUUUAUACUCAUAAUAUCGACUCUUGUGAUUUUAUUGACUGCAUCUAUAAUUAUUCUUCGAAAAUGGAAAAACAAAGAAUUCCUCCCAGAAGUGAAAGAAUUUGUUGGGGUAGGUACAGGCAAGCCCAGAUUCAGAAAAAGAGACAAGGUACUCUUUUAUGGAAGAAAAAUGUUGCGCAAAGUGAAAUCCAUCAGUGGACAAGUACAUGCAACUGGACAAGGAAAGAAAAGAAAGGCUGUUAUGAGAUUUGCACGAAGACUUUUGCAACUUAAAAAAGAGACAGCGCCACAACAACUAAAAGUUUUAGAACCACCUGCUGAAUAUUUAGAAGAAGAUUUAGGUCCUGGAGAGAAAGUACCACCCGAUGCUUUAUAUAUGUUACAAAGUAUCAGAGUAUUUGGUCAUUUUGAGAAACCAGUAUUUCUUAAAUUAUGCAAGCAUACAGAAAUUAUGAAUUUACCAGCUGGGAGCACUUUAUUUAAAAUUGGAGAUCCAGAUGAAAAUUUAUUUAUCGUACAGCAAGGCUUAGUUAAUGUUUAUAUCACAGGACCUGAUGGUUCUCAAAUAUCGCUAAAGCUAGUAAAAACUGGAGAAUCAGUAACUAGUCUUCUUAGCUUCACGGAUGUACUUACUGGGCAUACAAGUACCUAUAAAACAGUAUCAGCCAGAACUGUGGAGGAUUCUAUUGUAGUCAAGUUACCAAUGAGUGCAUUUCAAGAGGUUUUUCAAGAUCAUCCUGAUGCAUUUGUUCGAGUUAUCCAGGUCAUUAUGGUCCGUCUUCAAAGAGUCACUUUCACUGCUUUACAUCAAUAUCUUGGAUUAUCUGCAGAAUUAGUUAAUCAAGGACCACACAAAAAGAAACAAAGCCCAUUUUCAGGAUCUCCAGUUAGAUCAAGAACUAAAGAAACAUUUUCUACCCAAAAUACAGAAAAUCAAUCCAAUACAACUGCAACUGUCUCAUCAGAAAAUGAUAGAAAUGAAGUGUUUCAUCGCGACAUUUCUACAAGUAGUCAUCAAAGUGUACCUAUAGUUAUAGGUCGACGGCCAAAAACUAAUCUUGAUUGGAAAAAUCAAAAUUUAAGUCCACAAUCAGGUCAGAAUCCAGCAGAUAUGGUACCAGAAUGUGAUUCUCAUUGGCCAAAUUCUUCGCCUAUAACAUCACAACAAGUAUCACAACCAGAUGUAAUACACACGGGAAAUUCACAUCCAAGCAAAAAGAGGUCUACUACUACUGAACCAAUACAACAACAACUCGAUGAAGCGCAGCUUGUGCAAAUGGCUACAGAAGCAUUUGUUCGGGAACUUGGCUUAGAAGAUGAUUCAAUACUCAAAGAUGGUAAAGUUCAAAUCAGAGAAGUACCAGCUGGAACAUACUUAAUGAAGGAAGAAUCUCAUAAGGAUGUUGCGCUUGUUUAUGUUGUAUCUGGUUCGUUAAUAAUCAGUCAACGCGUUUCAGAAGGUAGAGAUGUAGGUCAAGAAGUUCAUAUGUUUAGCGCUCAUCAAGGCGAGAUUGUUGGUGGUCUAGCUGUAUUGACUGGAGAACCUUCUUUUUAUACCAUUAGAGCAAAGCAUUCUAGUCGCAUAGCACUUCUUAGUAAACCAACAUUUUUCGCUAUUAUGCGAGAACAGCCAACUGUUGUGUUACAUGUUGCUCAUUCAGUUGUUCGAAGACUUAGUCCCUUCGUAAGACAGGUUGAUUUUGCACUUGAUUGGCUAUUUCUUGAAAGUGGAAGAGCAGUGUAUCGACAAGGAGAUGAAUCAGAUUCAACAUUUAUUGUGUUAAGUGGUCGACUUCGGUCGGUAAUCACAUAUAUGAAUGGGAAAAAAGAACUUGUUGCAGAAUAUGGAAAAGGCGAUCUUGUUGGUAUUGUAGAAAUGGUUACACAAACACCACGAUCAACAACAGUAAUGGCAGUACGAGAUUCCGAAUUAGCGAAACUUCCGGAGGGACUAUUUAAUGUUAUAAAACUUCGUUAUCCAAUAGUAGUUACAAGACUUAUAAAUUUACUUGGACAUCGUAUACUUGGCACCUGGCAACAAGCGCACACAAAGAAUGGCAGUAGUGAUACACAACGGGCCGCUGCAACAGUUGAUGCAAGACCAGCUCAAGUAAAUUUCUCAACUGUUGCAAUAGUCCCGGUAUCCGACGAUGUCCCAUUAACAGCAUUUACGUAUGAACUUUAUCACUCGUUAUGUGCAAUUGGGCCAUGUUUACGCCUUACUUCUGAUGUGGUUCGAAAAACGUUAGGUAGCACUAUAAUGGAACCUGCAAAUGAAUACCGUUUAACAUCAUGGCUUGCGCAGCAAGAGGAUCAACACCGAAUUUCAUUAUACCAAUGUGAUCCAACGCACACGUUGUGGACCCAACGAUGUGUUCGACAAGCCGACUGUAUUCUUAUUGUAGGUUUAGGAGAUAAACCUCCAUCCAUAGGCAGAACUGAACGUGAAGUCGAACGUUUAGUAAUGAGAACGCAAAAAGAAUUAGUACUUUUGCAUAAAGAACAAAGUGGACAACGACCCACCAAUACAGUGCAGUGGUUGAAUAUGAGAUCUUGGGUUUCUAGUCAUCAUCACAUUCAAUGUCCUAAACGGAUGUUUACAAGAAGAUCUCAGUAUAGAAUUAAUGAGCUGUAUUCCAAAGUUCUGAUGUCCGAGCCAAACAUACAUAGUGACUUCAGUAGGCUUGCUCGCUGGUUAACUGGAACUUCCGUUGGGCUUGUACUUGGAGGUGGAGGUGCUAGAGGUGCAGCCCAUGUAGGGAUGCUUAAAGCAGUUAUCGAAGCCGGUAUACCUAUAGACAUGGUUGGUGGAGUUAGUAUUGGAGCGUUUAUGGGUGCUUUAUGGUGUAUGGAAAAAAAUAUAACAACAACAACCCAGAAAGCUCGUGAAUGGUCUAAAAAAAUGACACAAUGGUGGAGACAAAUAAUGGAUUUAACAUAUCCAGUAACAUCCAUGUUUUCUGGAAAAGACUUCAAUAGCACAAUUCAAACAACAUUUGGUGAUACGUACAUAGAAGAUUUAUGGUUACCAUAUUUCACAAUAACCACAGACAUCACUGAUUCUUGUAUGCGCACUCAUACACACGGUUUGCUAUGGAGAUACAUUCGAGCCAGUAUGACCAUUGCGGGGGUCUUUCCUCCUAUUUGCGACCCUCUUGACGGGCAUCUUUUGGUCGAUGGGUGUUAUGUUAAUAACGUGCCAGCUGACGAAAUGUUGAGGCAAGGAGCACAUCAUAUUUUGGCCAUUGACGUUGGAUCACAAGAUGAUACGGAUUUAACAAAUUAUGGAGAUUCUUUAUCCGGUUGGUGGUUAUUGUGGAAACGAUGGAAUCCUUUCGCAACGCCUGUCAAAGUUCCGAAUUUACCCGACAUACAAUCGAGAUUAGCAUACGUGAGUUGUGUACGGCAACUGGAGGAAGUUAAAAACUCAGAUUAUUGCGAAUAUAUUAGGCCACCAAUAGAUAAAUAUAAAACUCUUCAAUUCGCUAAUUUUGAUGAGAUUAAAGAUGUCGGAUAUCAACACGGAAAAACCUAUUUUGAAAUACAAUUGAAAGCUGGGGUUUUACCACGUUUUAAUGCAGAUAGGGAAAAUGCCCGUGCAUUGCGAGCCAAACACCAAGCGGCAAACCAGCAAACAGUAUCUUCGUAUACCUUCACAGACUUAGCUCAAAUGGUGUGUAAAGUCUCCAGAGGAAGUAUAUAUGUAGAUUUGGAAAUUGAUUCUGAUACCGAUGAAUUAGAGGAAUAUGAGGCAGAUCUAGAAGAAGAUGCACAAGAAGUAGGAUAUGCCUCUGAACCCACUGCUGGUAUUCUAGAUCAGAGUCCUGACGAAAAUCGUCUGCGACGAAGAACUGGCGUUUCCUUAAGUUUGUCUGACACGGAAGCAGAAUCAGAAUUAGAUUAUCAUACCAAAAUAUUUUAAGCAUUUUCUCUAGUUCUUAUUUUAACAUCAUGUAUUUUCUGUGUCGUUCACUCCAUAAACAUAUGUAACACUAACUUGUUAUAUGUACAAAUAACUUUACAAUUACUUAUAGUUUUGUGAAAAAUAUAUUUAUACUGAAGUACAAAAGAAUUGUUAAGAAAAAAUAUCAAUAAGUAUUUUACGAUUAUCAUCAGAAUAACAAUGCAAUAUCUCAUUACUGUGUUAUUAUGGAUUGAUACAGUUGUUAAUAUAGUUAUUAAAUAAUAAUAAUUCUAUUGUUUAUAUAAAAAGAA
This is a messenger RNA of Bombus impatiens (common eastern bumble bee), 4537 nucleotides long. RefSeq names its product neuropathy target esterase sws (gene sws). The transcript is spliced from 15 exons. Lineage: Eukaryota; Metazoa; Arthropoda; Insecta; Hymenoptera; Apidae. Gene Ontology annotation, molecular function: phosphatidylcholine lysophospholipase A1 activity. The record is from RefSeq and is a predicted model, not a curated record. The coding region runs from base 207 to 4244 and encodes 1345 amino acids. Gene Ontology annotation, biological process: phosphatidylcholine metabolic process. Gene Ontology annotation, cellular component: endoplasmic reticulum.